Molecule: messenger RNA, 3651 nt
Organism: Oncorhynchus nerka (sockeye salmon)
Lineage: Eukaryota; Metazoa; Chordata; Actinopteri; Salmoniformes; Salmonidae
Product: atrial natriuretic peptide receptor 3-like
Exons: 8
Coding region: 316-1833 (505 amino acids)
Biological process (GO): signal transduction
Cellular component (GO): membrane
Molecular function (GO): natriuretic peptide receptor activity; peptide hormone binding
Source: RefSeq, a predicted model, not a curated record
CCAGGGAAACGGGAGAAUUAGUUAGGAAAACUCAGGGGAUUCUUCCAUCAGUUGAGAAGGUUGCAGGAGACUCUCUGUACAGGAUCAUACACUUAAUACAUUUAGACAUUUUAUUUCAUUAAUUCAAAGCAAAAGGCAAUUCAAUUUAGAUUCUUUGUUGUUGAAAGAUUCCACAUUUGCAAUUUACCUGCGCGCGCUCCGCGGCUCCCGGGACGCAGUUGACUUGGAGAGAGAGAGUUAUACAGAGAGGAUAGAAUCUCUCCAAUAUUGCAUUAUUACUGAUUACAGGCAAAGCAUAACUUUUAAAGUUGCAUCAUGCCAUUUUUCAUGUCAUUGUGUUUGUACCUUUGGCUGGGGUUGUUACCUGGCCGGACAAGUACAGCCGUGAAUGAAGACAUUGAAGUAUUGGUGAUGUUGCCCAAAAAUAACUCGUAUAUGUUCUCAAUAGCAAGAGUGGCACCGGUCAUCGAGUAUGCAAAGCAGGGGUUGAAAAUCGGCGGCGGUCUGUAUUCGGGACUUAAUUUCAAAGUGCGUUAUGAGGAUUCCGACUGUGGCAAUGAUGCACUCUUCUCCCUGGUGGACCGUUCCUGCGAGAAGAAACCGGACUUGGUGCUCGGUCCGGUGUGUGAAUACGCCGCGGCGCCGGUUGUAAGGAUGGCAUCUCACUGGAACAUCCCGGUAAUAUCGACAGGUGCUCUGGCCAGCGGUUUUAGAGACAAAGAGAAAGAAUACUCUCACCUGACCCGAAUCUCCCCGUCUUACCUAAAAAUGGCAGACACUUUCUUGGCGAUGUUCCGUCAUUUCAACUGGAAAGACGCGUUGUUGAUCUUCGAUGACGAUAAGAAGGAGAGGAAUUGCUACUUCACUAUGGAAGGGGUGCACCUCAAACUCAUGGAGGAAUAUCAGACUGUCACCUACGCCAUCAACUCUAAAGAUGAGCGCCUGAACACAGACGAAAUCAUCAAAUAUAUCCACGAGAGUGAAGUUGUUAUCAUGUGUGCGGGAGCUGACAUCGUCCGAGACAUCAUGCUAGCUGCUCAUCGACGGAGGCUCACGAAUGGCAGCUACAUCUUCUUCAACAUCGAACUCUUCAACUCCACAUCUUAUGGCAACGGCUCGUGGAAGCGAGGGGAUAAGCACGACAGUGAGGCACGACAAGCGUACUCUGCCCUCAACACAGUCACGCUGCUCCGGACGGUCAAACCAGAGUUUGAGAACUUCUCUCUGGAGGUCAAGAGGUCCAUUCAGAAGGCUGGCCUACCGGACUGUGACGACUGUGACAACAUCAACAUGUUUAUGGAAGGGUUCCAUGAUGCAUUGCUGCUGUACGCCCUGGCGCUGCACGAAGCCAUCAGGAACGGCCUCACCAAGAAGGACGGAGCAGAGAUCACCUAUCGCAUGUGGAACAGAACAUUUGAAGGCAUCGCAGGCCAGGUGUCUAUGGACUCCAAUGGGGACAGAUACGGAGACUUCUCUGUGAUGAGCAUGACCAACACCGAGGCAGGCACCUAUGAGACGGUGUGUAACUACUAUGGUGUGAAGGAGAGUUUCCAGAUGCUUCCGGGGUUCAAGCCUGACCACUUCACCCUGAGAGGACUACACAGAGUCUCCCACGCAGACCUGCCAGACAAAUCAUGUGGACUAGGAGUAUCUGCUGUUACUGGGAUCAUAGUGGGAGCCCUGCUAGGGACAGCCCUGCUAAUGGCCUUCUACUUCAUCAGGAAGAACUACAGGAUAACCAUUGAGAGGCGCACGGCGAGGGAGGAAUGUGACAUCGGGAAGCACCGUCAGUUACGAGAGGAUUCUAUCAGAUCUAACUUCUCGGCAGCGUAGUGCAUCACCGCGGUUACCAUCCGUUGCUCCUGACGUUCCCGUUCCAGGGAAGCAAGAAGCAGCGUGGCGCGGAAGGAAGCACCAUGGGACAUGUGACCAAAGACUCACGCUAUACGGCUGUCAGAGGAGUCGUGCUAUUUAAAGAAAGACAUACUGUCAUUUACACGUGUUUUAACAUUUAUCUUUUUAACUUUUUUGACUUUUCAUAAACUCAGGAAAGUUCCAAUCACACAACAGCACCACUUUCAUCUCUGUUGAAGUAUAUCUUUAGGUGUGUCUUCUCCCCUUAAGAGGGCCAGUACAGACGGCAUUAACAUUAUAGUAAUAUGUUUUCACCUGUUUUAUAACAAACAGCGCAAGCGGUUUUGACCAUGUAAAAAGCAUUUGCACUUCAUACAGGGUUAAAGUAACACCAGAGAUAACAGGGAUCAAUAAGCCUGUGAACUUCAUUGGUACAUGUCAGAGAUAACAGGUCAGAUCAGAGAUAACAGGUCAGAUCAGAGAUAACAGGUCAGAUCAGAGUUAACAGGGGUUGAUAAACAGGUCAGAUCAUAGAUAACAGGGGUUGAUAAACAGGUCAGAUCAGAGAUAACAGGUCAGAUCAGAGAUAACAGGUCAGAUCAGAGAUAACAGGGGUUAAUAAACAGGUCAGAUCAUAGAUAACAGGGGUUGAUAAACAGGUCAGAUCAGAGAUAACAGGUCAGAUCAGAGAUAACAGGUCAGAUCAGAGAUAACAGGUCAGAUCAGAGAUAACAGGGGUUGAUCAACAGGUCAGAUCAGAGUUAACAGGGGUUGAUAAACAGGUCAGCUCAGAGAUAACAGGUCAGAUCAGAGAUAACAGGGGUUGAUCAACAGGUCAGAUCAGAGAUAACAGGGGUUGAUCAACAGGUCAGAUCAUAUAUAACAGGUCAGAUCAGAGAUAACAGGGGUUGAUCAACAGGUCAGCUCAGAGAUAACAGGGGUUGAUCAACAGGUCAGAUCAAAGAUAACAGGUCAGAUCAGAGAUAACAGGGGUUGAUCAACAGGUCAGAUCAUAGAUAACAGGUCAGAUCAGAGAUAACAGGGGUUGAUCAACAGGUCAGAUCAGAGAUAACAGGUCAGAUCAGAGAUAACAGGUCAAAUCAGAGAUAACAGGGGUUGAUCAGAGAUAACAGGGGUUGAUCAACAGGUCAGAUCAUAGAUAACAGGUCAGAUCAUAGAUAACAGGUCAGAUCAGAGAUAACAGGUCAGAUCAGAGAUAACAGGGGUUGAUCAACAGGUCAGAUCAUAGAUAACAGGUCAGAUCAGAGAUAACAGGUCAGAUCAGAGUUAACAGGGGUUGAUAAACAGGUCAGCUCAGAGAUAACAGGUCAGAUCAGAGAUAACAGGGGUUGAUCAACAGGUCAGAUCAUAGAUAACAGGUCAGAUCAGAGAUAACAGGUCAGAUCAGAGAUAACAGGGGUUGAUCAACAGGUCAGAUCAUAGAUAACAGGGGUUGAUCAACAGGUCAGAUCAUAUAUAACAGGUCAGAUCAGAGAUAACAGGUCAGAUCAGAGAUAACAGUCUUGAUAUGUGUAAAUUAGUUAUAUUUAUGUAUUUUAGUAUAAUAACAGAAAUCUUAGAUAAAAUAUCUACAGACUCACGUAUUUAGUACAUAGUUAAGAACACAUCUGAUAUUAAUGCAUUAUGAAUGAUAUCAGAUGCCUCAUUAGGGUUAGAUGGCAUUAAUAUUUCAUUAUUACUCCUGGUUCCAUGGACCCUUAUGUUCUCUUCUUCCUGGGCAGAAGGACCAUCUCAUUGGCAAUAUGGUGUAGAUAUAUUUAGAAUAAUUUGUUUUAU